Molecule: messenger RNA, 513 nt
Organism: Cordyceps militaris CM01
Lineage: Eukaryota; Fungi; Ascomycota; Sordariomycetes; Hypocreales; Cordycipitaceae
Exons: 3
Coding region: 1-513 (170 amino acids)
Source: RefSeq, a predicted model, not a curated record
AUGGCAGUGGCAGCUGGCAACAAACGGGCGCCUGCUGUACCAUUGGAGUUUUCGGGCCUUGGCUUUGCUGCUCAGGGGUCGGUCAUACAGCGGCUACUGCUACGCUGGUCGCAAGCCCGUCUGGAAAUUCCACAUGGUCGGCCUAUGUCAAUUGUUUCUGAAGCCAAAUACACUCUGCUCUUGCAUUUCCUGCCUGGAUAUGCAUCCUCGCCAGUCGGACCACUCAUCAGUGUCGUCUUCGCCUGCCAGCUGGCAACCCGACCCAAACAACUGGGCAGCUGGCGAACAAACAGGGAUCCAGGAACGCCCAGGCACAAAGCCAUGCGCGGCUCCACCCACAUCACAUUGUUGGCGCCACCAACGACUCUGGUUGGCUGCAACGGCCAGGGCGAAGGACUUGGCCUGGUGCGACGACACCCAGUCCCAACGAGGUCACUCCCAGGUACACUGGGCAGCGCCAAGGUCACACUCAGAGACCAAACUAACCAGCUCACGGUUAGCUCUGCAAAAUGA